GUUAUGUCGUUUUUAUUUUCAAGAUUUAUUAAUAUUUUCCAAUGAAAAUGAGUGGGAAACAAGAUAAAUCGACCGUAGACAAGAUAGACAUGAGGCAUAAAACCAUAACAAGCAUAAACAGUUAUACUUUUGUUGGAAGUGAAGGUCAUUUAUUUGUACUUUAACGAUGUUAUUCUUUAUUUAUCUUUCUACAUGUUUCGAGGAACUAGUCCUCAUCUUCAGGAAGAAAUCGUCGAAUGCAUGAAUAUAAUGUUACCAUAAUUAAAAUCUGUUGGUUGUUUUAUGUGAUAGGUACUGAUUAUUAAAUAUUAUUUUCAAUUUAGAAUGACAAGUAAUGAAACAAAUUAAAAUGACAUCAUUGGAAACCAGCUUCCACUAUAUUUAUGGAAGCUGGCUUCAUUAGAAGACAAUAGGAGUCUCAUCAAGUUACAAAAACAUAAUUUAAUGUACCUUAUGGUUAUAAGAUUAUUGAAAAUGAAAGACAAGUUUUUAUACUAAAAUGAAAAUUAAGCUGUAAAGUGUUAUAACAACAUUUAUACCUCUUGGAUUAGCUUGUAUUACAAAUAGUAAAAUUAUUUGGAAUAAGAUCAAUCAGAUUUGUUCAAGAAUAUACUGACAUCACAAUGAGGGAAUUCAUUUAAUACAGUUCAAUUUGUAUUGUUAAUUUAUCUGGUAGAUUUCAUUGUAUUGACAUGGUGUGAUAAUUAUUGUUAGUCCAAUUCAUCAGCAAUCUUGUUGUUGUAGUUAUCACAUGCCAUUGAUCUUUUAUUAUACUUGACAUUAGUGUAUCUUAGAUUCACGACACGCGAUUUUUCCCUGUCUGUUACAGUGAUUGAAUUGAAAAAAUUUAUUAGGUUGUGUUUUUUUUUUGGUUAAAUCUGGCUAAUUAAUUGGAAGUUUUAGUUUCAGUUUUAAUAUAAUGGAAAGAGAAACACAAAUAGCAUACAUUAAUCAUUCAGAUCUAAAUCUUCAUAUUUUAAAACAUGGUGUUAAUUUCGAAGUAAAUGUUGCUUUCGUGUACUGGCGUGUUUUGUAGAAUACUUUUUGCCGCAUUUUAAUUAUUUUAAGUACCUUCACAUACUGUGACUAUCAUAAGGUUAUCAGAGUUAUCGCGAAAAGCAAGGUUGAAUUACAGUGAAUGAAUAAUAAUAUUGUUUUAAUGAAGUUAUUAAGAAGUGGAUUUGAAAUGCCCUUUCUAAAUUAAGUAAUGACUAACGUCAAGUCAUCUCGUUAAGAUGUACCAAACUUUCUACUACCUAUUGUAUUAAUGUUUUAUGCAAAUGUAAAUUAUCUCCAAUGAAUUUCAUUGCGGAUUUGAAUUUAAAAAGGUCAAGGAUGUUAUUGAAGGGUAAUUCAAAACUACAUGUCUAACGAAAAUAAACGAAAUACUAAGAAAAGGAUUUUUACAUCCUUAUUAUGUUUCGCCACUUUACAAAAUUAAAAUUAAAUUAAAACGUUUAUAACCGAAAACGUUAAAUAUUUAUAAAUGUUUCAUACACCUAAUUAAUUUAAAAGUAAAAUAACUUCAUGAUCUAAAAAAAACAUUAAUUCCGCAAAUUCAAAACCGAUAAUGACGCGAUUUUUUAAGAACGAAACUACUGCGCAAACGCCCCCACUUUUAAAAAUGCUCCAUGGUUCAUACCUCCGCAAUGAACUAAGUGCUUGUCCGAGACUAUUCAGAUCGCGUUCUAAGGGAACUCCAACUGACAGUUCAGUUCGGUUCAAUGUCUUGUAGUAGUAUGUAGUUUGUGGCUGCCGAAAUAAAAAGGAGAGAAGAAAUGGUGCGCCAUGUGCUCGUAAUCGUUGUGCUUUAUUUGCGGUUUUUAAGUGCAAAUUCGUUCCAGUCAGAAACAUUUAAAAUCUCCGAUACUCACAUUCAGAACAUUCUAAAUUGUUCAAAACGUUCCCCGAGUGAUUUUAGUCGAUUUUCGUUCAAAACUUCCGGGUCUAUUUAUCAACUACCGGAUGUUUGCGGCGAAGUAGAUUUUAGUAACCUGAAUUUUUUUCCAAAAUGUUGUGCGCUGGGCUAUAAUUACGAAUUGCAAAGACAUCGUUGCAUAAACGAUUCUAAUUCUACAAUAUUUACAAAUAUUUACGGUGAUUUACAAGAGGAUUUAUUAGCGAGAAGUCAUUUAGAUUGUCCUGUUGUAAUUGAUCAUAUUCUCGAAGAUCAACACGUUUUUAACACCACAGAAAACCGCGCAAUUAUUUUCAAUAGAAAUCUUUAUCAAAUCGAUAAUUAUUGUGUAGAUUGGGACGAUUCAAUAAAAUCGAAAAUAUUACGAACAUGCGAAAAUAUUGAAGCGUGUAAAACGAAAAAAUGUAUAACAAAAUGUUGUAAAGAAGGAAGAUCUUAUGUGGGGACACGAUGUAUUUGGAAUCCCGAGUUUGGGAUUUCAGUGGUAAACAGCAAUCGUUUCGAAAACCGUAAAGAUGAUUUCUACGGCAUAAUCCAAGCGAAAAAAUGUCUUCGAAUGAAAGAUGAUCCAACGUUCGAUUUCACAAUUAAAGCAAAUGGGGAUUUGCACGUCAUGUCUCAAGGAAACUGGCUCGAUUUUCCAUUGGAAGAUAAGCAAUAUUGCUUUGAGUAUUACAAGACGGAGAAUAAACACACCGUUUUUCUUUGCGGCUUCGAAAACAAAGGAUCCGUUGACUAUAAAAUGUUCAUUCAAAGAAUACUAAAUAUUAUAUCAUGCAUAUCGUUAGUUUUAACGAUCCUUGGAUAUUUAUUUUUGAAGGAACUUAAAAAUUUUUUGGGCAAGAUCAUCGUUUGGUAUUGCGGAUGUCUUUUAUUUGCAUUAUCGUUAUUGACUUACGUACAGUUUCAUCCAAAUUUAAAAAAUAUUUGUGCGCCAUUUACCUUUCUCAUAAUAUUUUUCUACUUGGCUGCAUUUGCGUGGAUGAACGUAUUGAGUUUCGAAAUAUGGCAAGUCUUAGGAUCUAUGUCAACUCCAUACGGCACGCAACUCUAUAACGAAAGAAGAAAAUUAAUUUGUUAUCACAUAUACGCUUGGAUAUUGCCAAUUUUAUUGGUGUUAUUUGGAAUUAUUGCUUUUCGAUCUGAAGAUGUGCCGACGCAUUUAAAACCGAUUAUUGAUGAAAGGUAUUGCUUCAUGGAAACGAAUGCUCACGCAAAUAAUUACGCCUAUUUUAUUUUCUUCGCCAUACCGGCGUUAAUGUAUAUUUUGGCCAACUCCGUUUUAUUUAUCAAAACGAUUCGUUACAUUAUACAGGUGAAGAAGGACAUCAGGAACGUGAUCAAGCAUAAUUUUAGUGAGAGGCAGAGACGUUUUAGUCUAGACAAAGAAAGAGUGGCAAUGGUUGUACGAAUAUUUAUAAUAAUGGGGUUGUCAUGGUUGUUUGAAUUUAUUUUAUCCUAUCGAACGAUUUUUUCAAAAAAUAUAGUUAUAGAGAUAAUCGAAUUUCUUUUCGACAUAUUUAAUUGUUUGCAAGGUUUUUUCAUUUUCUUAGUGUUUAUGGCUAAAAAGAAAAUAUUCAACGCUGUUAAACAAAAAGUUUAUCGGAGGCCAUUACGGCGAAAUAACACAACUGAAAUUACGUUGAGCUGUAGUUCAAAAUAAUUCUAAUUUAUUAAAAUCAAUACGUGCGAUUCUAGUCACUUGAAUAUGACCUUGUGUAUGUAUCAGAUUUCGGUGUAGCUUUAAACGUUUUUUGCGCAGUAUUAAUUUAUUUUUAAAUAAUGUAAUAAAUAUGAAAGUUUAUGGAGUUUGUCCCAUUUCUUGUUGUUCUGCACUUAGCUCACUCUAAAAAUAUUAAAUUAAUUAAAAAAAUAAUUAAUAUAAUUUUCUUACCGCAGA
Molecule: messenger RNA, 3818 nt
Organism: Onthophagus taurus
Lineage: Eukaryota; Metazoa; Arthropoda; Insecta; Coleoptera; Scarabaeidae
Product: G-protein coupled receptor Mth-like
Biological process (GO): G protein-coupled receptor signaling pathway; cell surface receptor signaling pathway
Cellular component (GO): plasma membrane
Molecular function (GO): G protein-coupled peptide receptor activity
Source: RefSeq, a predicted model, not a curated record